Messenger RNA from Pyrgilauda ruficollis (rufous-necked snowfinch), 1244 nucleotides. RefSeq names its product filaggrin-2-like. The transcript is spliced from 2 exons. The annotation marks the transcript as partial. The record is from RefSeq and is a predicted model, not a curated record. NCBI's taxonomy places the organism in Eukaryota, Metazoa, Chordata, Aves, Passeriformes, Passeridae.
GUCCCGGGGCUCUUUGGGGGGGUCCCGGGGGUCUCUGGGGGAUCCCCGGGGGUCUCGGGGGGUCCCCGGGGGGUUUUGGGGGGUCCCCGGGGGGUUUUUUGGGGUCUUUGCGGGAGGGGCGAUGGCGGAGCCGCUGCUGCGCCGGACCUGGUCCCGCCUGAGGCGGAGCGGAGCCCGAGCGGCGCGGGAGGCCCCGAGCGGCGGGGGAUCCGUCCAGAGCAGCUCCAGGGAGCCCCAAAAUCGCCACGAGGAGCCCCAAAAUCAUCGCAGGGAGCCCCAAAAUCGCUUCGGGGCACCCCAAAAUCACCAUGAGGAACCCCAAAAUCACCCCAGGGAGCCCCAAAAUCAUCGUGGGGAGCGCCAAGAGCCCCAAAAUCGCUGUGGGGAACCCCAAAAUCCUCGUGAGGAACCCCAAAAUCCCUCUGGAGAGCCCCAAGACCACCACGGGGCACCCCAAAACUGCCGUGAAGAGCCCCAAAAUCACCAUGAGGAGCCCCAAAACCGCCUCAAAGACCCCCAAAACCGCCUCAAAGACCCCCAGGAUCACCAUGAGGAGCCCCAAAAUCGUUUUGGAGACCCCCAAACCCACUCCAAGGAUCCCCAAAAUCGCUCCGGGGAGCCCCAAAAUCGCUCCAAGGAUCCCCAAAAUCGCUCCGGGGAGCCCCAAAAUCGCUCCAAGGAUCCCCAAAAUCGCUCCGGGGAGCCCCAAAAUCGCUCCAAGGAUCCCCAAAAUCGCUCCGGGGAGCCCCAAAAUCGCUCCAAGGAUCCCCAAAAUCGCUCCGGGGAGCCCCAAAAUCGCUCCAAGGAUCCCCAAAAUCGCUCCAAGGAUCCCCAAAAUCGCUCCGGGGAUCCCCAAAAUCAGUGCCCGGACCCCGCCGAGGAAGAAGCAGAGGCCGGGGCCGGCGGGGGCUCCCCAAUUUUGGGGGGUCCCGGGAGACCCCCCGGGCCCGGGGCGUACCUGCAGAGCCUGGAGAGCAGCAGCCGGCGCUGGCUGCUGGCAGCCAAGGGGACAGGGGACACCGCGGCCACCAGGGCCACCAGGGGGGCCACCAGCGGGGACAGCGGUGACAAGGACAGAGGGGACAUUUGGUACAACCCCAUCCCCGAGGAUGAGGACGAUGAAGGCACCGGAGGGGAGGUGACACCGCCCCAGGGGUUGGGGACAGCGGAGGGACGCGCCCCGCAGGAGGAGGAGGAGGAGGAGGAGGAGGAGGAGGAAGGGGACGGGCAGGGACGGGCCGGCG